Cordyceps militaris CM01 is the source of this 2682-nucleotide messenger RNA. RefSeq lists its product as uncharacterized. The record is from RefSeq and is a predicted model, not a curated record. Bases 1 to 2682 code for a protein of 893 amino acids. Lineage: Eukaryota; Fungi; Ascomycota; Sordariomycetes; Hypocreales; Cordycipitaceae. The transcript has 5 exons.
AUGGAUGACUUCGAUAGUGUCUCUUCAGAGUACUCCCCAGACGAGUCCCUGACGUGGCGGAGUGACCUCCUCCGCUGCCUUCGCAGCAUUCAGACCACCGGUGACUUUUCUUGGACCGACUCCUAUCACAUCUUUGUCAAUCCGGCUCUGGACAUUCCGGGCCAUGGAAAAGUUGCACUGCCCCUAUGUCCUCGCGUCGCGCACGAGAUCAAGCAAGCGUGCCGACUGGCGCCCUUCGGCAACGGCCAUCAAACCGUCGUUGAUGACUCGGUUCGCAAGACGUGGCAGCUGGAUCACACGCAGUUUCGACUCGCCAACCCGCACUGGCAAGCGUUCCUAGAAAGCGGUAUACUUGCUCCGGCCGCCCAGCGACUUGGCUUAGUCGGAGCCCAGGCGAAGCCACACAAGCUCCUCCUCUACGAGCCAGGGUCCUUCUUCAAGCAGCACAAAGACUCGCAAAAGGAACCUGGCAUGGUCGGCACCCUCGUCGUUUGCUUGCCCUCGGAGCACGAUGGUGGCGAGGUCCAUCUGUCGUUUAAAGAGGAGAACCGCACGUACGCAACGGGCCCAGGGUCCGAGUUUGACAUGACAGCUAUGGCCUGGUUCGGCGACGUCUCGCACCAAGUGAAGGAACUGAGGUCCGGUUAUCGCCUCGUGCUAACAUACAACAUUGUCGUCCCGACCGUCGAGGGCCCGAAAUCGGCCGCCUUCUUCAACACCCAGGUUGAGAAACUGCAGCGCAUCUUGAUCGAUUGGCGAGAGACGGACCAAUUCAACUGCCAAGUGUACUACCCACUUGACCACCAGUACAGUGAGUCGAGUCUGUCGCUGGGAAACCUCAAGGGGCGGGAUGACGUCGUGCGCCAGGUUCUGCAGCUCGCCGCCUCCAAAAUUGGCUUCUCCAUUUUCCUGGCGAGCAUGACCCAUAACAAGGAAUGCCAGGAGGGCUAUGACGAGUUCGACGAGUCCGAGGAAUGGACCGUGCUAGACAAUAUGUAUACCCCUCAAGGGAAACUGAUUGCCCACGAGAUUGUUGUCCACACGGACGAGAUCCUCUGCUCACAGCCCUUCUAUGGUGAUGAUAUGGCCGCCGACAGCGAGGAUGAGCCCGAGUAUCUCGGCAACGAGCACGCGCCGGCCCGCUUUAGGUAUCAUGAUUCGGUUCUCGUCAUCUGGGCCAAGAAUAAGCUGGAUUCCCUCCUUGGUUUGGAUCGCGACGGCUUGCUUGUAGAUGCUCUGGUAUCCGAAGUACUGCAUGAUCUGGAGAACCAUCAGGACGGCGACCAAUCUGUGGCCUACGCUACGAGUUUCAUAAAGGCCUGCUGUGAAAGCGCCAGGCACAAACCAGCGUCGACUCUGCCGCGGAUACUAGACUGUGCUUUGGCGGUUAACAGCAGCGCCCUGUACGAAGCAGCUCUGAAAGCUGGCUGCCAUCUGGCCCAUGUUCAGAAAACGCUUGCCCGUCAUAUUGAGCAGGACUUCUCCAGGCGUGCCGAGCCUGGGGACUUUGAAAACGAAGAGUGGAGUAAAUGGCUAGGAGUUGUUGUGAAGAAGGAUAUGAGCCUCACAUCUUUGCAGUCCAUUCUACAUGGCGUGGCAUUCCAUUUUAGCGCUCGCCUGAAACCGUCGUUUCGGAGCUGGGAAGAGGCCACGUUGGAAACCCAGCUCAAGACAAAGCCGCAGCUAGAUUUAGGCGACCAUGACUUUAUCAUGAAACUCAUUCAAGCGCAUCAUGCCGAUAUCGAGUGGCUCUCGACAAGGGUACUUUCAGAGCUAUGCGCGCGCGGCAACAAGGCGUUGCUUCGUCGGGUCCUGGAUACAGUAUUUGAACUGAGAGAGCGUGAAUUCACACCUGACGAGGCCAAAGCUAUUUACCGGCAUAUACUAGGAAACAGCAUCAAGGUCUUCUCGGUUCGCAUCACCGAGUUUGGUGUGGGCUGUUACUCGUCUAGUGCCUUUACCUCGCUGGUGGACCGGAGCCUCGGCUUAGGACUUUCAGACACGCUUUGCCCGAUUUUUGAGGAGAGCCGCAGGGGAUUCCAGGCUGCCGAGCUUCCGCACGAAGCGGAAUACGGCAUCGCCAACUUCCUCCGUGAUCUGGUCAAAGUUGUGCAGAAGAAUGACCAGUCCGUGACGCCGCAAAGUUCAUCAGUGCUGGCAGCUUUCUUUGAAACUGUAUUGACAAGAUUCUUUUUCGACCCGGCGCCAAGCGCUCCCACGGAACGGUUCAAGGGUUGGGCCUCUCCGGCGCAAGGAUGUGGCGACGCGGCCUGCAGCGCCUGCAAGGAGCUGGACGAGUUUCUACUCUCAGAGGACCGCACGACAGUUCGCUCUACGCUGUCGUACAGCCUGGUUUGGCAUGUCCGAGAGCGCGUCAAAAAGGACGGGCUGGUCCGCCUCGAGACGGAGCUCGACGAAUCCGGCGUCGGCAACCGCCAGGUUCUUGUUAUACACAAGGUUCGGACCAUGUUGCAGAUGGACGUGUCUCUCUACGAGUCGAAAAUUCAGGCUCUGGAACGGCAAAUGGAGCCGCUUCAAGGAGAGUGGAUGCGGAAGCUUCUCGGCGAUGCCCUGUAUGGUAAGCUCGUCUUGCUUGAGGGCGUGCGGCAAGAUGCUCAGGGGGGACGGAAGAGGCCCGCUGAGGAGAGUUUAGAGAGCGAUGAGAAGCGUCGUCUAGUUUGA